Molecule: messenger RNA, 1867 nt
Organism: Ochlerotatus camptorhynchus
Lineage: Eukaryota; Metazoa; Arthropoda; Insecta; Diptera; Culicidae
Product: zinc finger protein 141-like
Exons: 3
Coding region: 96-1793 (565 amino acids)
Cellular component (GO): nucleus
Molecular function (GO): zinc ion binding
Source: RefSeq, a predicted model, not a curated record
UUCGUAAACAAAAUAAAAUUUAAGUUUGUUGAAAUUCAUCGCUUUCCAACUCAUAUUGCCCUAUAAAUGCCGUUUAUUCCGAAAAGUUAGCAAACAUGGACAAUCUUCACCAGCCCUUGAACAUCACCGAGUACAACAACCUCAUCACCAACAUCAUCGAAUCGGCCGUGGACGAGCUGAUCCAGAAGCGCGAAAGUGGCAAAGAAUCCCUGCUGUUGCACAUCUGCCGGCUCUGUGCCCGAGAGGAACCGCUGCUGCUCGACCUAUCCGAUUUGCAUUUGGAUCUGAUUAACGAAUUGGCCAUUAGCGGAAUCGAUGCCAGUGCCGGUUGCACCAAAAUCUGCUCCGCCUGUGCCGAAUUUCUCGGGCGGAUCCGCGAAUUCCGCUGCAGAUGCGAGGACGGACAGAAGAAGAUCAGCUGCCUGCUGGCGGAGAGGAGUGUGAUUCCGGAUUUCCUGAAUUUGGACUUUAGCAAACCGGAGGACCAGUACGGUGGGUUUAGUCCACCACCACCUCCGGUGGAUGAUGACGAUAUGCCGCUGGAGGAUGAUUACUGUGAGGUUGAGGAGGAGGAGGAGGAGGAAGAGGAACUUCCUGUUAAGGAAGUGGUUGUGAAACCUCCGAAAGAACCGAAACGAGUGGAGCAAGCGGUUCAGUCUAGAGGAAAGCUGAAGACAACGAGCGACUCUCGCCGACGGGUGGUCAACGGAAAGCUACAGUGGGUUUGCCUGGAUUGUGAGCACACGUUCGAGAGUUGUACCAAGUUGAAGAAGCACCGACAGACUUGUGAGAUGGUCGGCAAUAAGAACUCCAAACGUGUGGGUCCCUUUACGUGUGACAUUUGCGGACAGUCGCUGCCGACCCUGAUGGGACUGAGGGUUCAUGUACAUAAGCACAGUAAAAGCGGUCCUGAACCGGAGGAGAAGAAGGUUAAGAAUUCCAAUCCGUCGCCAAAGUUGGCCGUUUGUCACGUCUGUGGGAAAUCGUUUACCAGCAUGAGUUCGCUGCGGUCUCACCUGGUGUUCCACGGACAAGAGAAGCGAAUCGAGUGCCAGAUUUGUAAUAAAAAGUUCCACAAACUGUACCGUCUGAAGGAUCAUCUGAAUUGCCACGCCAACGUCCGGCGGUACAGUUGCCAGAUUUGUGGUAAGGCAUUUUUUACCAAGGCAAUUUUAUACAAGCACACGCGAUCGCACGACCAGAACUUCCGGAAGCACCAGUGCACAAUGUGUCCGAUGCGGUUCGCUCAUCCUUACCAGCUGCGAUCGCACAUGAUGGUUCACACGGCCGAAUAUCCCCAUGGGUGCAAGCUCUGCCAGAGUAAAUUCCGCUUCUUGUGGGACCUGAAGAAGCACUACGCCAAAGCGCAUCCGCUCCUACCGGAGGAGCAGGAAGACGAUGAGGAUACUCAGUCCAUCAUCGUCGCAGUAGAGGAUCAUCUUCACCAUCAUCAAACGCUGGAGGAAGGGAUACCGGAAUCGUUGUUGGCGCCAUCUGAACCUCUCCUAACUCCGCUUCUUCCACUGCCGGAUCCAGCCGUCGUCGGGUUGAUUGAGGAGGAACAGCACGAUGAUCUGUCCGUUAUGUUGGCCGAUAUUCCACCCCAUCAGCAACCGGAACUGACGCCAUCGGUGGCCGCCGUGCAACCGGUGGUGACCGAGCAUCCAUUUGUGACGGAAAAUCUACUGGAGGAGGCGUCCGGGGAUUUCACGACCGAUUGCUUCCCGGCCGAUCACCUGGACAGUAGCCAUACGGCUGGCGAGGACGAUUUCUAUACAUUCAUGGAAUGUUAAGUAUUAUGCUCUGUAUAUACCUUUUGUAAAGGUUUGUGAUAAAUGAUUAAAGUCAGAACUAAUAGAUUUAAGAC